GAGGAUUCUAAGAAUAUGAAAAAUACGAGUAUUAUUUUUACUAUUCAUUACUACAUAAUUCCUGAUAAUAAAUCGAUUUACGAAGAGGAAAAAUACAUUAGCUUUCCGGAAUGUCCAGAAAAGCUAUUACAAUUAUCAAAUGCAAAAUCGAUGCUAAAAGGUCAUCAGUAUUAUAAGCAUCAAUCAACGAUUCAUUUGGUUACAAAUAUCAAACGAUCGCCAUGUAAGCGAACAGAGAGAGAAAAAGAGAGAGGGAGAAAGAGAGAGAGAGGAAGAGGAAGAGAGAGAGAGAUAGAGAGAUUUAGUAAGAUGACAAGAUUAGUUGUCCCAAUAUUAGAACAACAA
This is a messenger RNA of Loa loa (African eye worm), 345 nucleotides long. RefSeq lists its product as hypothetical. The annotation marks the transcript as partial. The transcript has 2 exons. Lineage: Eukaryota; Metazoa; Nematoda; Chromadorea; Rhabditida; Onchocercidae. The record is from RefSeq and is a predicted model, not a curated record.